Molecule: messenger RNA, 795 nt
Organism: Amphimedon queenslandica
Lineage: Eukaryota; Metazoa; Porifera; Demospongiae; Haplosclerida; Niphatidae
Exons: 4
Coding region: 79-795 (238 amino acids)
Biological process (GO): signal transduction
Molecular function (GO): protein binding
Source: RefSeq, a predicted model, not a curated record
ACCAUUGUACACCUUUUAGAACAAAGGGAUAAUGUCAAUUUCCGUCCAUUAGCUGGAUUCUACAGAUAUCACGAUGCCAUGUCACUUUGUAUUUAUGAAAAUUACUGCAUUGAUAUCAUCAAUCGCUAUACACAUCUUGAAAUACAUUUUCGUGGCUAUAAAAAAUCUUGUCCACAAAUAGUCACAGAAGUUCGUGAAUUAUUGAGAAAAGUUAUCAAAAAAAGCAGCGAGAAUCUCAAAGUUGAGAAAGAUAAAAACUUUAUCUUUGCUUUCAAAUGCCCCAAUAAAAUAACCUGCAUUGUCCAGGAAAAAGGCAAAGCUAAAGACAAAGCUUCUACACAGUGUACUGAAUGUUUUCCACAGUGUUACGUCCUAGAUUUAGAAAAUGAUGAUAGCUACAGAUGCUGGUUUAGUGAUCAAAUGUCUAGUCCAGGAGCUAAGACAUCAGUAGAUGGUCCACCUACUAAGAGAUAUAGAAUUCAAACUAAUGAAUUAUUAGGUAUCAGUGAUCUUGUUGAUAUACUUGAUUUACUAAAGAAGCAUGGAUAUUCUAGUGUCAGUUAUUAUGAUCUUGGUCUUCAUUUAGGACUACUGUCUACUACUCUUGAUGUUAUUGAGGCUAAUAACAAAGAUGUUCGUGCUGCUCUAAGAAAAUGUUUGACAGCAUGGUUGCAACAAGUUGAUAAUGUAAAGAGUAAAGGUGUUCCAACUUAUGAUACAUUAAUACAAACAUUGAGGAAGAUGGGAGAGAAUGCUGUAGCUGAUGGGAUUGAAAGAGAAUUAAAAAUGAACUGA